Lodderomyces margitis is the source of this 1596-nucleotide messenger RNA. RefSeq names its product cyclin-dependent serine/threonine protein kinase. Lineage: Eukaryota; Fungi; Ascomycota; Pichiomycetes; Serinales; Debaryomycetaceae. The transcript has a single exon. Bases 1 to 1596 code for a protein of 531 amino acids. The record is from RefSeq and is a predicted model, not a curated record. Gene Ontology annotation, molecular function: RNA polymerase II CTD heptapeptide repeat kinase activity; cyclin-dependent protein serine/threonine kinase activity; cyclin binding. Gene Ontology annotation, biological process: transcription elongation by RNA polymerase II; positive regulation of transcription elongation by RNA polymerase II; protein phosphorylation. Gene Ontology annotation, cellular component: nucleus; cyclin/CDK positive transcription elongation factor complex.
AUGUCGAAUAGACCCACGGGCCCUCGCCAGCAUGCACCGCCGCCAUCGGGACCCUCAAGGCAGAGACAGGGGUACCGUGAACGUGAUGAGUACAGGCCGAGUUAUAGAAAUGGUCCACCAGCAGGACCUCGCAGGCAACAACAACAACAUUCAACACCACCGCCACCUUCUUCGUCCGCAUCACACCCAAAAUCGCCAAUUAGACCAUCAGGACCAGCAGGCAGGUCAUAUCAAUCAUCAAACUUUAGUACAGGUACGAAACGGCCACUUCCAUCAGGACCCUCGAGCUUUAAAAAGAGGCGUGAUUUUAAUAACAAGAAGCGAGAUUAUGGAGCCGGGUCUGGUCGAAGCUCGUAUGUUCCUAAUGCCCCCAAGCGUGAAGUGGAGCCAACCCUAACUCUUAAUCAGAUAUAUUCUAUAAAGGAGCUGCGGGAUAGUGCAAUUUAUGAACGAGUACAGCAAGUUGGAGAAGGUACAUACGGCAAAGUAUACAAGGCAAAAAAUUCUAUAACUAAUGAGUAUGUAGCAGUAAAGAAAUUGCGACUAGAAAGCGAACGUGAAGGGUUCCCUAUCACUGCCAUACGUGAAAUUAAACUACUACAAUCAUUUGAUCACCCUAAUAUCGUUGGAUUAUUGGAAAUGAUGGUUGAACACAAUCAAAUUUAUAUGGUUUUCGAUUAUAUGGACCACGAUUUAACUGGAUUGCUUACACAUCCGGACUUGCAGCUACAAGAAAGUCAUCGCAAAUACAUUUUUAAACAAUUGAUGGAAGGGUUGGAUUAUCUCCAUGAAAAGAGAAUAAUUCAUCGAGAUAUUAAAGGGUCGAACAUAUUGUUGGAUAAUUUGGGUAAUUUAAAAAUUGCUGACUUUGGAUUAGCAAGAACAAUGAAGAUAUUGGGCGAGGGUGAAGUUGCUGAUUUUACCAAUAGAGUGAUAACAAUAUGGUAUCGACCACCAGAAAUAUUGCUAGGUGCUACUGAUUAUGGACGUGAGGUGGACAUAUGGGGUGUUGGGUGUUUGCUAAUUGAAUUGUAUUCCAAGAUGGCAGCUUUCAGAGGUAUGGAUGAAAUCAGUCAAUUGAGCAAAAUUUUCAAUAUAUUGGGAACUCCCACGUUGGAAUCAUGGCCACAAAUUGAUAAACUACCUUGGUUUGAAAUGUUGAAACCAAAAAUCAACAUUGCUUCCAAGUUUGAGGAAAAAUAUGAACAUAUAAUGACAUCAAAGGCAUUCAAGUUGGCAGAAAAGUUGUUGGCAUUGAAUCCUCGGCAUAGGCCAACAGCUCAUGAAGCAUUGAAGGAUGAUUAUUUUACAAGAGAACCGUUGCCAGAACCAUUGACAUUUCUCAAGGACUUGAAAGGUGAAUGGCAUGAAUUUGAAACUAAAAAGAGAAGAAGGGAAGAAAGGAAAAGAAUAAAAGAGGAGGAAGAUGCUGAAUUGGCUGCCAGUAAACUGAAAGUGAAUAAUGGGAAUGAUGCCAUUGCAAAUAGUGUUGGCGAUACUGUUGAGAGUGUAGCACGGGAAACUGGUACUGGAACUGGUGGAAGUGAAAAAGUGUCGCCUGAUAUACACAUAGAUGGACUAACUGGCAAAACAUAG